CAACAACGGAGCUUCGGAGCUUCCUUCGUUCCUGCUUUCGAGUCAUGCCGUCGUCUCCCAAGACUCACCCCUCCCUCGAGUCCCUGACAUCGUCGUCUUCUUCUUCUCAUCCUCCUCUUAUUCAUCCUUCACGCUUUCUGUCAUCUUUCCUCUCAAUUCCUCGAGGGACGCCCCAUUCUCGUCAUGCGCAACACGUUCCGUCUCGCCAUCUUGGCGGGUGUCCUUCCUGCCUACGCCCAGGAUGACGCUGCUCAAGCCCCCAUGCUUAGCAACGUUGAACUUCAACCACCUCAACCGCCCAUCACAUCAAACAAGAAGCCCUUGGUAGACACCGAGGCCUUACAGAAGCUCAUCAAAGCGGAUAAUCUCCUUGCCCGUGCAGAACACCUCUACGAAAUCGCCAAGCUUGGAGAACCGGAGUAUAAUCAUCCCACCCGGGUCAUUGGAAGUGAAGGCCACCUGGGAACGCUGUCGUAUAUCUACUCCACUCUCGCCGACCUGGGCGACUAUUACAAGCUCUCCAAUCAGUCAUUCCCCGCCGUCACCGGCAAUGUUUUCGAGUCGCGCCUGGUCCUGGGUACCGACGUUCCCAAGUCAGCCGCGCCCAUGAGCCUGACACCCCCGACCAAGGACAAGCAGCCCGUUCACGGGGACCUGAUUCUUGUUGACAAUGACGGCUGCCACCUCUCCGACUAUCCGUCCGACCUGACCGGGAACAUCGCCUUCAUCCGCCGCGGCACCUGCCCCUUCGGCACCAAGUCGGAGAACGCCGGCAAGAAGGGCGCCGUUGCUGCCGUCAUCUACAACUACGAGAGCGAAACCGUUCACGGCACCCUCGGCACCCCCUCUCCCGAUCACGUUGCCACGUUUGGUCUUGGUGGUGACGACGCCCAGCCCUACCUCGACAAGCUCCGCGACGGCGAGACGGUGGAUGCCAUAGCCUACAUCGACGCCGUGGUCGAAUCGAUCGAGACGACCAAUAUUAUCGCGCAGACCGUGGAGGGCGACCCGGACAACUGCGUCAUGCUCGGCGGCCAUAGCGAUAGCGUCGCCGAAGGUCCUGGCAUCAACGACGACGGUUCCGGCUCCCUGACUCUCCUCGAGGUCGCCACCCAGCUCACCAACUUUCGCGUCAACAACUGCGUCCGCUUUGCGUGGUGGUCCGCCGAGGAGGAAGGUCUCCUCGGUUCCGAUUACUACGUCUCCGUUCUUUCCCCGGAAGAGAACAGGAAGAUCCGCCUCUUCAUGGACUACGACAUGAUGGCCAGCCCCAACUUCGCCUUCCAAAUCUACAACGCCACCAACGAGGCCAAUCCGGUUGGUUCCGGGGAGCUGCGCAAGCUCUAUGAGGACUGGUACGAGAGCCAUGAUCUCAACUACACCUUCAUUCCCUUUGACGGCCGGAGCGACUACGACGGUUUCAUCCGCAAUGGCAUUCCUGGCGGAGGCAUUGCCACCGGCGCCGAGGGAAUCAAGACGGAGGAGGAGGUUGACAUGUUCGGCGGUCGGGCGGGCGAAUGGUACGACCCUUGCUACCACCAGCUUUGCGACGAUGUCAGUAAUGUCAAUAUGACCGCUUGGGAGCUUAACACCAAGCUGGUGGCUCAUUCCGUUGCUCAUUAUGCCGUCUCCUUCGACGGGUUCCCGGAACGAACUGAUGUGGAUGCCGCUACGACGUCUCAUCUGUACGCGCAGGAGACGAAGUACCAUGGCAAGAAGCUUUUCAUCUAGCUGAGCGCCAACGAACAUAUCGGUCGGCCGAUCCAUCUUGCAUCUACUGUACAUAUAUGCCGAUACAUAAGACCAUACUCUUGUUAUCUGUUGCCGGUUUUUUUUUUCGCGUCGCCGAUGGAGCUCCUCCUGCUCGCUGCCCAGU
Sodiomyces alkalinus F11 is the source of this 1876-nucleotide messenger RNA. Its product is annotated as aminopeptidase Y. The record is from RefSeq and is a predicted model, not a curated record. The transcript is spliced from 3 exons. Gene Ontology annotation, molecular function: metalloexopeptidase activity; aminopeptidase activity. Bases 184 to 1731 code for a protein of 515 amino acids. Lineage: Eukaryota; Fungi; Ascomycota; Sordariomycetes; Glomerellales; Plectosphaerellaceae. Gene Ontology annotation, biological process: proteolysis.